This is a messenger RNA of Pyricularia grisea, 369 nucleotides long. RefSeq lists its product as uncharacterized. The coding region runs from base 1 to 369 and encodes 122 amino acids. NCBI's taxonomy places the organism in Eukaryota, Fungi, Ascomycota, Sordariomycetes, Magnaporthales, Pyriculariaceae. The transcript has a single exon. The record is from RefSeq and is a predicted model, not a curated record.
AUGGACCUCACGCCCACUACCACGGCGACGCUCGCGGACAGUGGUAGCACCUAUGAUUGUAGCACUCUGAGCACCAUCGAAGACGGCAUUAACACUCCUUCCACCAGCCAUCGACCAGACAAUAGUUUUCAGGGCGCGCCGACGAGCAGCGUAGCCUCGUCCGAUCCCACCGGGACGCCGCUGGCACCAGAGCCCACUAUCUUGCUGAACCAAAUCCAGCAGGCUGCCGAAGAUCUUUCGCAGCUCGUUGGACGAUUUGGACCUAAGAUGCCACGAACGUUCCAGAGACCCUCCAUCAAAUAUGCGCUCUUCGCGGAUCCCAAACUGCUUCGGCUACCGUGCUUAAAGGUUUUGCGCCAACCCGAUUGA